ACAGGGCACCGUAGGCACCGUGGCAUGGAAAAGGACAGGGUGUACAAGGGUGCCCCUUUGUGACACGCUGUGACAUAGGUGCUGGCGGUGACACGGCCACGCCACAGUGCUUGGUGCACGCAGUGGGACAGCACGGGACAGAGCAGCGCUGUGAGGAGCCCCCACACAGGCAACUUGUUCCUUGCUGACCCAGAGCUCUUCCAAGGCGUUACCUGUGCAGGUGACCUCGAGGCCAGCUGCCAGACUCAGUGACCCAUAGCCUUCCCAAGGUUUCUCUUUUGCAGGUGUCCUCAAGGGCGGUCUGUAGGACUUGCUGACACAGAACCUUUACAAAAUGUCUCCUGUCACUGUGGCGGGAGGCCUUGAGGGCAGACUGCAGGACUUCCUGUCCUGUAGCCUCCCCAAGGCUUCUCUGUUGUAGGUCCCUUUAGGGCAGAACUGCGGCACUUGCUGACCCAGAGCUUUUCCAAGUCAUCUUUCCUGCAACUAGCCAUCAAUCCAGACACUGACAUGGCAGAGAGACCCCCCAGCCUACCCAAGAAUGUGGAAAAAUUUCCUUGUGCUGCCUCAGCACAGCAACAUAAUGAGAAGGAGCAGUUACAGCUGCUGCAGAAGGAUGCAAGGAAGGACCGGGCUAAACAGCAGGACCCUGCCCGUAGCUGCUGGCACUCUAUAGGCCAGAUAUUUACGAACAUGACAGGCACCUGGUAUCGAGAGAUGAUCACCACGUUGACCAAGGGUGUGGCAGAGCCUGAAUCCACACACACUGAGAGCAUAGCUCCUGCUCCCAGCCUGGAUCUUUUUGGGGACAGAGUUGUCUCCAGUCCGAGUCAAGUGGCAGGCUUUGUUAGGAACAUGCACCAGAGGUUCAUGUCUGAGGAGGCUCCAGAGGACAGGCUGUUCAUGGACCUCCUGAGGCUGACUGAUGCACACCCCAAUGACGUUGCAGUGACCCUACUGCGCUGUGCCCCAUCGUGUGACAGAGGGGCUGCAAUCAUGUGGAAGACCAUAGCCUCAUCAGCAGCAACAGUGAACAAGGUGCUGCCAACACUGCUCUGUGUGAUGGAGGACUGGCCACUGCGCAAAAUGUACACCUCCGAUGGGGACAAUAAGGAUAUCUUUGCCCUGGCUGCAACCAGGGUGGUUUGGGAGAUUCUCCGCCUGCCCUGGUGCCCGGAGCCAUUUAUUGAAUAUUCCCCCCAUCUCGUCAUGGCUCUGCUCUUCCAAGUUUUCAUCAGUACAGAGCAGAUGACAGAGGAUAUCAAUACUUUCUGGAGGAGAUGUCAGGAGGAACAGGACCUUCCCACCAGCAUCAACAGGUGCUCCACACCAGGCCUCCUGUCACGCCCACGUCCCCCGGGGCUGAGGCCUGGGCUCGCAGCAUCACCUGGGCUGUGCUCUGCACACAGGUUUGCAGUAAACACUUUGAAGGCCCUGUUCUACCAUCUGCAGUGCAUGGAUUUACUGGUGGCAAUGGAACGCAAGUGUGGCUGGGACACGCUUCUCUACGCUGACAGCCACCACUAUGCAGUGGGUCUGCUGGCCAGGGAGAUGCACCGUAUCUCCACACCCUUUUGUUGCUGCAUUGCACUCCGCCUGGUCAGGCUACUCAGCAGAGAGGAGCCACACUGGGAUCUGCCUGCCAUGGCCUUCCUUGUGGAGGUCCUGGAGUGCCUGGACUUCAAUGAAUGCGGUGACAGCAUCCUGGAGAUCAUGACAAGGCACCUGCAGAGCGAGUCCAUGGAGAUGCGUCGCCUGGUGCUCAGAGGCCUCGUGGUGCUCAGCAGAGACCCCUCGAUGGCCAGAAAAAUGUGCAACCUGUCUGAAAACCUUGUGGAGCUCCUGACGAAUGAGGAUGUAGAUGUGGUCAGGAUGACCCUCUCUGUGUUCCUGAACUUACUCCUAAACAAAGAUAUCCUAGUAUCCAGCCCCACAGCCCCAAAACUGGCAGAGGCACUCCGGCCACUCUUUGACAACGACAAUACAGAGGUGCAGCUGCUCUCCAUUCACCUCUACAAAGAAAUGAUGGAAUCGGUAGUGGAAAAGGGAAAAAAGCACCUGAAGAGGCCUGUGACCCAGAGCCUGCUGCCACUCUUCUUCCAUUGCCACGAUGAGAAUCGGCCUGUGGCAGAGGCCUCUCGGCAAACGCUGCUGUCUGCUGUGAAAUUCCUGAAGAGGAGGGAUCUGAAGCAGCUGCUAAAGAUGGAGGAUCCAUGGAGCUUCGGCGAGCAUGUGCUGGCUGAGGACAGGAGCCGCGCUCCCGAGAACCUGCGGGUGGCCCUGCCCUACCUGGAGAGCCCGCAGGAGCCCGUGCGAGAGGCGGCCAUCAGGUGCAUCGGUGAGCCACCAGCCCGGGGUUUGGUUCCUCCCUGCCCCAGUGCAGCAGGAUCCCGGCCAGGGGCCGUGACCGGCUCUGUGUUCCCAGGGAUCGCCGGGAUGCUCAUGAGGGGGCAGCCCCAGGAGCUGCAUCUCAUCUGUGAGGCCCUUCAAGCCCUUAGCACAGAUGACAGCCCCUCCAACACAAACGUGAUAGUUCAAGUCAUGUUAGAUGAAAGAGCUGCAGUACUAAAUUCAUCUUCUGGAUCAAAACAACCAGGACAGCACCAGAGCCUGUGCAGGAGGCGAUCCCCUGGAGAGCACAGGAGACCAGCUGGAGCUGUAGGCACAGCUGAUGCUGGGCACUUCUGAGCUUGCUUGGAGGGCCGGGCAGCUCCUGGCCUUUGCUUCCCCUCCUUACUGGUCGCUCCCUGCAGCCCUCAGACCCUGCCUCUUCCCUUCCCUUCUCCCUCUUCCCUCUUCCCCAGCUCAUCCCUCUGCUUUGCUUUCCAUAAAUAAACAUUUCAGCUUCUUCACCAUAGCUGUAUCUUUGUGGAGCUGAAGUGGAGCACACCUGAGCCCUGGAGCCCACGGGCCCUGUCGUGCUGUUCUUCUCUGCACUGCGUUUUGUGCAGGAGGAACAAGGGCAGAGCAGGCUGGAAAGGUCCCUGCCCCGAAGGUCGUUUCACAGCAUUGUGGAGUUAAAGGUCUUGCUGAGCACACUGAAGGUCAGCAGCAGGAUAAGAUCCUGGAUUUUACAAGAGCAAACUUCAGUAUCUUCGGAAUCCAGCUGCGAGGGGAAGCAUCCACUCAGGGCAGAGCUUGGGAUACUGGAAGCUAUUCAAGAAUAGCUUCCUUGAAAGCACAAAGUGCCCCUUUUCCCUACAAAGGGAAAGGAAGAGGGCAGAAACUGAAACGUUUCAUCCUAAGCAUGAAAGAACAAGAAUCACUCAUUACUGUGAUUUCAUGGGCACGGUCACCAACAGAUUUAACCUUAGAUGUGUAAAAGCUGCUGCAGCAGGAGUCACCUGCAUAAACCCACCUGGGUGGGAUUCACACAGAAGCAACUAAGUAAUUUUACUUUUGAUUGUAACAUCUCUCCCUCAAGACACCUAACCCAAGAGUCAAUGCAAGUGCAAACUUACCCUUAAAACAAUUACAAAAUGGCUACAACCUGUGAACAGAGAACAUACCCUAAGGUUCCACAAAGCUUAGUACUGUCAAUUAACCAGCACAAUUUGGAUGUCACCCCCAAACUAAUUAGGAAAAAAGCAGAAAUAGAUUGCCCUUUCAAUCCAGCUUGCACCCAACUGCAGGAGGUUAGUACACUUCAGCUGUUGUCCUGCUUUCACCAGCAUGAAAGGCCAGACUCCACAUCAUGAACUAGCAUUUUCAUUGCAGCUGGUGCCUGUCCAGCCUGCAUUUUAGCUACCACAGCCACGGCUGUUUGUCCAUGCACACUGAACUCUACGCUGGUUCUUUCCAGAAGCAUGGGUAAGCCACUCUAACACACACCCAGCAGCCCAGGGAAUAUAACCAUUCACAGCCAAGCUUGCUUUUGGCAAACCUCUUUGAAAUACCUCUCAGUACCAUGGGUCCAGACAAGUCCACAUGCGCCAGUUCCCAAACAGGGUUGCAGGUGGAAACAGGAAGCAAUGUUUGUUCACCUAAACCCCAAUUAACCAUGCAGAAAAACUGUGGCACUUCAACUAUCUGAGAUGCUUGUCUGGAAUAGCCUUAGCUCCUGCUGCUUACCAAGGGCAGUGGCUCAGCAGGGCGGCACCAGCUCCAGCACUGCCUCAGCAGCUGCUGCAGAGAACAGAGCCCUGUGGAAACGGCCCAGCUGCACCUGCUGAGCCUCCUGGCCUGGCCCCAGGGCAGCAGACUGUUUGCAACCCUCCUGUAAUUGCAGCUGGAAGGGGAAAACACCACACACAAUACCAUGAAAUACGUAAGAGCCAGCAAUGCUAAUCAGAGCCGUGGGAGACAGUCCUAAUCAAAAACAGCCUGCUCAGUCUUCCAAUAGUGCACUGAACUCACCUUUCAUGUGCCCACACAGGCCAGGCCUGUGGACUGGUAACUGUCUGGCUUCACAAGCUGCUUUACAGCUCACCUCCAGGCAUUCCAACCUACAUAUCUCUUCAGCAGACGCCCUUUCUGUACGUUACCAUCUUAGUCAUUUACUCACAGAUAUGUACUUAUCUGAGGAGUAUUAAAGCAACAUUCUUCUGAAGAAUUCCAUCACUUCCAGGAAUUUCAGACACAGCUGUCUUAACUGGCUAUUUGAAAGGUGAGAAGAUAUUCCCCACCUUGUGAUGUGGUAAAGAUGCUGCACUGAGUCACUUGGUGCUGGAUU
Molecule: messenger RNA, 4672 nt
Organism: Prinia subflava (tawny-flanked prinia)
Lineage: Eukaryota; Metazoa; Chordata; Aves; Passeriformes; Cisticolidae
Product: maestro heat-like repeat-containing protein family member 6
Exons: 13
Coding region: 511-2688 (725 amino acids)
Cellular component (GO): cytoplasm
Source: RefSeq, a predicted model, not a curated record